Messenger RNA from Nilaparvata lugens (brown planthopper), 834 nucleotides. RefSeq lists its product as uncharacterized. NCBI's taxonomy places the organism in Eukaryota, Metazoa, Arthropoda, Insecta, Hemiptera, Delphacidae. The transcript has 2 exons. The coding region runs from base 299 to 796 and encodes 165 amino acids. The record is from RefSeq and is a predicted model, not a curated record.
AUAGGUGAUUUUAUUACACCCAAACAAAGUUUUAAAUCGAGAAGCUGUACUUCGAAUCCACCAGUUCAAACUGAAAAUAGAUUCGCAGUGUUGGGGAGGAGUGAUUCGCGUUUCGCUUUGCCUGCAAACAGAGUUACUGUGAACAGAACGCGGACACGCGAGUCUGCGGCGCCUGUAUCUCAAACGCAAAAAAAAAAGGUCUACUAGAACUCGGACUUUCAAUAUUCAGUUUUACGCUGAUAGCCAAGGGAGAGAUGUCUAUAAACAUUUCAGAGAUGAGAAUCAUACAUUCUCAAGCAUGAUUAAACCUGGAGCAGGAUUCAGGGAGGUGGUGAAGGAGACUGGUGAGGUGAACGCCAAUGAUGUGCUUGUUUUUCUUGCCGGCACAAACGAUAUAGCCUGCAAUGAGAGGAAGGAGCUACAAUCUGCGCUUAGAAGUAAACUACGCGACCUGCAGAGCCGACGUGGAGGUCAUGUGCUGGUGUUCUCGGUGCCUCAUAGGCAUGACCUGCCGAGAUGGUCUGCGAUCAACAAGGAAGUCCAGAGAGCAAACAACGAGAACUUCAUUCUUUGCAAAAAAUUUAAAAAUGUUUCAUUUGUUAAUAUAACCAAUAUAGGAAGAAGAUUCCAUACAUCAAAUGGCCUUCAUUUGAACUCUUUAGGCAAAAAGUUUGUCUCUCAAAAGAUUUUAGAAUUGGUGCAUCAGCUAGCCAACACAACGGAACUAGUUCUUGACCCAAUCCCCUUGAAACACAAUAACGUCAAUCAUUUUUUAGGGCACAAUCUGAUGAAAUAAGAUCAAGUAGAAGUGAUAGUGAUUGUAUGAAUCCAAAC